This is a messenger RNA of Elephantulus edwardii (Cape elephant shrew), 1872 nucleotides long. It is a transcript of the gene PPP3CC, whose product is annotated as protein phosphatase 3, catalytic subunit, gamma isozyme. The record is from RefSeq and is a predicted model, not a curated record. Lineage: Eukaryota; Metazoa; Chordata; Mammalia; Macroscelidea; Macroscelididae. Gene Ontology annotation, cellular component: cytoplasm; calcineurin complex. Gene Ontology annotation, molecular function: calmodulin binding; calmodulin-dependent protein phosphatase activity. Gene Ontology annotation, biological process: calcineurin-mediated signaling. The transcript has 13 exons. The coding region runs from base 47 to 1555 and encodes 502 amino acids.
GCGCCGGUCUGGCCUCUCCCGAAGCGGGGAGGAGGCCGAGGGGACCAUGUCUGGGAGGAGCACCCAACUCUCUACUACAGAGCGCGUCGUCAAAGCUGUCCCCUUUCCUCCAACCCAUCGUCUCACAUUGAAGGAAGUAUAUGAAAAUGGAAAACCUAAAAUUGAUGUUUUGAAAAACCAUUUGGUAAAGGAAGGCCGACUGGAAGAGGAAGUAGCCUUAAAGAUAAUCAAUGAUGGGGCUGCCAUCCUGAGACAAGAAAAGACUAUGAUAGAAGUAGAUGCUCCAAUCACAGUAUGUGGUGAUAUCCAUGGACAGUUCUUUGAUCUUAUGAAGUUAUUUGAAGUUGGAGGAUCACCUAACAAUACACGCUACCUCUUUCUUGGUGACUAUGUGGACAGAGGCUAUUUCAGUAUAGAGUGUGUGUUAUAUUUAUGGAGUUUAAAGAUUAAUCAUCCCAAAACAUUGUUUCUGCUUCGAGGAAAUCAUGAAUGCAGACAUCUUACAGAGUACUUCACUUUCAAACAGGAAUGUCGAAUCAAAUAUUCUGAAGCCGUGUAUGAUGCAUGUAUGGAUACAUUUGACUGUCUUCCUCUUGCUGCCCUCUUAAAUCAGCAGUUUCUAUGUGUACAUGGAGGGAUGUCUCCUGAAAUUACUUGUUUAGAUGACAUUAAGAAAUUAGAUAGGUUUAAAGAACCUCCAGCCUUUGGGCCGGUCUGUGACCUGCUUUGGUCUGACCCCUCCGAGGACUAUGGCAGUGAAAAGACCUUGGAGCACUAUACUCACAACACUGUCCGAGGGUGCUCUUAUUUCUACAGUUACCCUGCAGUUUGUGAAUUUUUGCAAAACAAUAAUUUGUUAUCCAUUAUCCGAGCCCAUGAAGCCCAAGAUGCUGGGUAUCGAAUGUACAGGAAGAGCCAAACGACAGGCUUUCCAUCACUCAUUACAAUUUUCUCUGCCCCCAAUUACCUAGAUGUCUAUAACAAUAAAGCUGCUGUGCUGAAAUAUGAAAACAAUGUCAUGAACAUCAGGCAAUUUAAUUGUUCUCCACACCCUUAUUGGCUUCCAAACUUUAUGGAUGUAUUCACGUGGUCUUUGCCUUUUGUUGGAGAGAAAGUCACAGAGAUGCUGGUUAACAUUCUCAACAUAUGCUCUGAUGAUGAACUUAUUUCUGAUGAUGACUCAUUAGAAGGAAGCACUACUGUUCGUAAGGAAAUCAUCAAGAAUAAAAUCAGAGCCAUUGGGAAGAUGGCACGGGUCUUCUCAGUCCUUCGAGAAGAGAGUGAAAGUGUUCUGACUCUCAAGGGCCUCACACCUACAGGUACACUCCCUCUGGGUGUCCUCUCAGGAGGAAAGCAGACUAUUCAGACAGCCAUCAGAGGCUUUUCACUGCAGCACAAGAUUCGAAGUUUUGAAGAAGCCCAAGGUCUGGACCGAAUUAACGAGCGGAUGCCGCCGCGAAAAGAUAAUGUACACCCUGAUGGGCCAGUAAAAUUGGUCAGCCCUGUGCACCCAAACACUGCACACAGGAGUGACCAAGGAAAGAAAGCCCCGUGACGGUUUGAGGCCUGCUGUGGCAUCCACAGCUUACCAACAAACUUUAUUUAUUUAUUAUUGGAAAACAAAGCAAAACAAACUUAAACUCGGAGGUGCAUCCAUAAUGCAGGCUGCAUUUAUUCUGUAAAAAAGGUGACCAUUUUAUAAAUUCUUUUAUCUUCAAUAUAUAUAAAAAGUACAUCUGUUCUGUUUUUCCCUAAUUUUUAGAAAUUGGUCUGAUUGUUGUUGAUACAUUUAUGAAGUCUUGUGCUAUAUAAAGAUGACCUUCCCCUAAUAAAAGGGCCUUCGAAACCUCAAUCCUGGGUUUCUGACUUGAA